Messenger RNA from Impatiens glandulifera, 1425 nucleotides. RefSeq names its product 30S ribosomal protein S1, chloroplastic. The record is from RefSeq and is a predicted model, not a curated record. NCBI's taxonomy places the organism in Eukaryota, Viridiplantae, Streptophyta, Magnoliopsida, Ericales, Balsaminaceae. Gene Ontology annotation, cellular component: chloroplast stroma. Gene Ontology annotation, biological process: translation. The transcript has 7 exons. Bases 64 to 1305 code for a protein of 413 amino acids. Gene Ontology annotation, molecular function: structural constituent of ribosome; mRNA binding.
UCGACAAAUAACCAUUUCUUACUCUCCUCAGGAGUGCAAACCAAAAGAAGAAGAAGAAGAAAGAUGGCGUCUUUUGCGCAGCAAAUUGGUGGCCUGAGAUGCCUUCCACUAUCCAAUUCUCGUCUCUCAAAGUCGUCUUCCUCAUCCAGACUGCAAACCCAAAAGCCCAAUUCGCUGAAAGUUGUUUCAGCUGUGCCCACAUCUGCUAAUGCGCAGGUUAAGGAGAGGCAGAAACUCAAACAGUUGUUUGAGGAAGCUUAUGAGAGAUGCCGUACUUCCCCUAUGGAGGGCGUUUCCUUCACCAUUGAAGAAUUUCACUCUGCUAUUGAAAAGUACGACUUCAAUUCAGAAAUUGGCACCAAAGUAAAAGGAACGGUUUUCAACACAGAUGCAAAUGGGGCAGUUGUUGACAUUACUGCAAAAUCUUCAGCAUUCUUGCCUUUGAGAGAAGCAUGCAUUUACAAUCUUAAGCAUGUAGAAGAGGCAGGCAUAGUUUCUGGAUUACGCGACGAAUUUGUAAUCAUUGGUGAGAAUGAACGCGAUGAUAGCUUGAUCUUGAGCUUACGGUCAAUCCAAUAUGAUCUUGCGUGGGAAAGAUGUAGACAACUUCAAGCUGAAGAUGUUGUUAUAAAGGGAAAGGUUGUUGGUGCAAAUAAAGGUGGAGUUGUCGCGAUGGUGGAGGGUCUUCGAGGAUUUAUUCCCUUUUCACAGAUAUCAACUAAAUCAGCGGCAGAAGAUCUUCUUGACAAAGAGCUUCCACUUAAAUUUGUUGAGGUUGAUCAGGAACAAACUAGGCUUGUGCUAAGUAACCGUAAGGCCAUGGCUGAUAGCCAGGCACAAUUAGGAAUUGGUUCGGUUGUUAUUGGAACUGUUCAAAGUCUGAAACCUUAUGGUGCUUUCAUUGACAUUGGUGGAAUCAAUGGUCUUCUUCAUGUUAGUCAGAUUAGUCAUGAUCGUGUAUCUGAUAUCUCAACAGUUCUUCAACCUGGUGAUACACUUAAGGUCAUGAUAUUGAGCCAUGAUCGUGAAAGAGGCCGUGUAAGUCUCUCCACUAAGAAGUUGGAGCCUACUCCUGGUGACAUGAUUCGCAACCCAAAACUUGUGUUCGAGAAGGCUGAGGAAAUGGCCCAAACAUUCAGACAGAGGAUAGCUCAAGCAGAAGCUAUGGCUCGCGCUGAUAUGCUAAGAUUCCAGCCAGAGAGUGGGUUGAGUUUGAGUUCUGAAGGGAUCUUGGGUCCAUUGUCUACUGACUUGCCCCUGGAAGGUCUUGAUCUGAGCGAUGUUCCGCCAGCUGAUGACUUAUGAGUGUGAACUUGUUAUGAGGUGAAAAUAGGCAUUAUCGAUCUUUGCAUUUCAAUUCUUGGAAGGGUUGUAAAAAUGUUUUGUAUACUAUUAUUAAUGAGUUAUAUAUUUUGAUUUGACCUA